Ctenocephalides felis (cat flea) is the source of this 842-nucleotide messenger RNA. RefSeq lists its product as uncharacterized. The transcript has 3 exons. The record is from RefSeq and is a predicted model, not a curated record. Lineage: Eukaryota; Metazoa; Arthropoda; Insecta; Siphonaptera; Pulicidae. The coding region runs from base 210 to 842 and encodes 210 amino acids.
CAUUGCUAAAUUAUAUCAACAAAUCCUCAAGAAAUAAAUGUGAUUUUAUUUGUUUUAAAGUAUUAACAUACUCUAAAGUGCUACUAAGUGCUGUAUGUUUAACAGACAAGAGUACGCUAUGUAAUAUGUAAUAUAUAACAUAUAAAUUAAGUGUACUUGCAGUUCUAACCCUCAUAAAUAGAUAUAAUUGAUAUAAAAUAUAAAUAAAAAUGGCACAAAAUUUACCCAUGGAAAUAAUGGAGCCCGAGGAAAUGAUUGAUUCUGAAUUAGUAUUUAUUGUGCCCCCGGAAAGAACACAAGAAGAGUAUGAAAUGCAACAUUUUGGAUUCACCGCUAAAGGCUUUGUUGAAUGUGUAUGCCAGAAUGCCGAACGCCAUGCAUCAACUAUACUUCAAGAAUUUGAAAAUCAAUACAUUUCACAAAAUGGUAGCAGUAGUGAAUUUGCUAAAUUUAUGCAAAAUUAUAAAGAGGCUUGUCAACCUUCAUUAGAUACAUUCAGAGAAAAUAUCAAGAGUUAUGCACAAAAAUAUUUUGUCAUACCAUCCAAUAUUUUAUUGCCUGGAGAUGAAGAUCAGGAGAAACAAAUUACGGAUGCAGAACAUGAAAAAUUAGAUAAAGAAAUUGAAAUGUUGGAAGAACAAAUAAAGAAUGAAAACGUUGAGCAAUCUGAAUUAGAGAGGAAUGAGCAUCUAUUACAGAAGUUACUUGAUAAAUCGGAAAAAAAGUUGGAACAAAUAGAAAAAGAAGUCGAUGUAUUAAAUGAAACAUUAGAUCACACUGAUUCUGAAGAAUUGGAUUAUAUACUUGUACAAAUUAAACAAUAUCUAAAUACAAAGAUUUAG